Messenger RNA from Stylophora pistillata, 2481 nucleotides. RefSeq names its product ephrin type-A receptor 3. The record is from RefSeq and is a predicted model, not a curated record. Lineage: Eukaryota; Metazoa; Cnidaria; Anthozoa; Scleractinia; Pocilloporidae. Gene Ontology annotation, biological process: cell surface receptor protein tyrosine kinase signaling pathway; multicellular organism development; positive regulation of kinase activity. Gene Ontology annotation, cellular component: signaling receptor complex; plasma membrane. Gene Ontology annotation, molecular function: transmembrane receptor protein tyrosine kinase activity; ATP binding; protein binding.
UCUCCACUAGAGUAUCCUUCUGAUGAUGAAUCAGGAGAAGAUCGUCCAAAUAAAUUACUGAACGUAUGCCCUCUGAGCGCAGUUUCACUAUAACGGGACAGAGGAGUCUGGUGAAGACUCUGAGAGCCAGUGAGAGGCCGAAUGGGAGGCAAGAGAAUUCGAAAGUUGUUCUCUCGAACUGGAAGCAUUGCCCAGAAGGGAAAUACAACAACGGAAAUGGCUUUAAUUGCACAGUUAUACCAUCAGCCCCGGAAAAUGUCCAAGUUAUCUUCGUCAACCGGAGCGCAUUGGAGUUACAAUGGCAGCCUCCUGUAGUGACUGGUGAUCAGACCCACGUGUUUUAUGACGUUGACUGCCGUAAGCUGUGUGAAGAUGAAGACGAGGACAUGUGCGUGAAUAACGCUUGUGGGAGUGAGGUCAUUUUCAUACCAAAAAGGGACGGCCUUAACGUUAAUCACGUUAUUGUUGGAAAUCUAUCCUCAUUUGUUAUCUACACCAUGCAAAUCUUCGCUAAGAACCGAGUGAGUGAAUUGGCGAGAAGAAAACAUGGAACUGAAGCAAACUUCGGGGAAAUAUCUGUGAGAACUAACGGAUCAGUUCCAGGUAAACCAGAAGUGUUCGUCGAACAACCGAAAACGGCUGUUGUUGUAUCUUGGAAAAUUAAGGUCAAGAACGGUAUCCUUAAAGAGUACUACGUGACUUCUGUAAGAAAGGAUGACUUGUCAAAAACCCAGACUCUUGUUACCAAGAAAAUGGAAGCGCAGUUUGAUUUAAAGGCGGGAAAAACUUAUCAAUUCCAGGUAUUCGCUAUAAACAACUUUGGUUGGGGUCCUGCUGGUGUGAAGACGUUCACACUAAGAGACGAGCCCAGUGUCACCAUGUAUCUCAAUAUCAUCUAUGGAUUGGUUGGUUUAUUGGCUCUUUGCAUCGCGUCUUUCACCUGUUACAUCGUAUACAACAGAUGGAACCGUCGAGGAAAUAUAAACCGUGGAAAAAUUCCCAAAACAACAAAAUCCAGUGCUAAGGUUUAUGAGAACGUCUCGAUGAGUUCUGUCGCUGAGCGGCAAAAAGUGGAUGAAUUUAGGCUUGACCGUGAUCAAAUAACAACAGUGAAAGUGCUUGGAAGUGGCAACUUUGGUCAAGUUUCCAAAGCCAUCUACAACCCUUUAAAAUCUGAAGUGGCUGUUAAGUCAUUGAAAGACAAUGCCAAAAAGAAGGACUUGCAAGACAUGCUGACUGAAUUAGAUCUAAUGAAAACAAUGAGGCCUCAUCCUCAUGUUGUUAAACUCAUCGGCUGUUGCAUUGAGAAAGAUCCACCUCUCAUAGUUUUGGAAUAUUUACCAUACGGGGAUUUAUUGGGAUACCUGCGCAAGAGCAGAGGAAUCGAGGAUCCUUAUAACACAGGAGAAAAAAGACCAAGCUCAACACUCGCAGACGCAGAGAAGGACCUUCUGUCCUUUGCAUGGAUGAUCGCUGAUGGUAUGAGCUAUUUGUCAACAAUGAAGAUUGUUCAUCGUGAUUUGGCAGCUCGCAAUGUUUUAGUUGGGGACAACAAAGUGUGUAAGAUUUCCGACCUUGGUUUAGCGCGUGGUUUGGAAGGAGAUAUAUACACCAGAAAAAGUCAGGCUCGUCUUCCAGCCAAGUGGAUGCCCCCAGAAUCUCUUUUGUAUGGCAAAUCUACCACUAUGAGCGACAUAUGGUCAUACGGCAUAGUAAUGUGGGAGGUGUUUACGAUUGGUGAAUCGCCAUAUCCCGGAGUGAAAUCUAGAGAAGUAGCUGGUUUACUGCAGACAGGAUACCGCAUGCCUAAGCCACCUCAUAUUUCACAAGAACUGUACUCCAUUAUGACCAAUUGUUGGGAAGAGCAACCAAAAAGCAGACCAACAUUUCCGUGGCUCUGCUCGGCAAUCAAACGGUUAUUGGACGAUUUUAAGACAUAUGUGAACUUGGAAGUCUACGAAGGCCAUGAUUAUAUCAACUUUGAUGUGGCAGACAAAGAGUGAUAAAAGAUGUCCAAUUUCUAUAAUAAAGACUGGAGCGGGGAAGUCCGGUGCAUUUAACAUAGUUUCAAUUAUGUUAAUCUUUCAUCUUCUCUAUUGUAAAUCGGAUAAGAUAAGAUAUUGUUAAAGAUACUGUAUUAUGAACUUUAAACAGUUUUUCUCGAGAUUUCAUGAAGAAUGUUAUUUUUUAAUUUGAGGUUCCUUCCGGAAAUCUGCUUGGUUACAUGCUUCUUGAAAUAGCAAGUUGCAUAAACAUUCAAAUAGGCAACACAUAUAGUCGUAUUCAGGUUUAUUUCAGCGUAAGAGCUCCACGUAAUUAUCUUCGCGUCGUAGUAAUGAUUUUUUCGAAGCUGCAUUGUUUUGGCUUCUUUGUUUUCCCUAUUCUACGUCACGCGUAAGCAUUAUAGGUCUUUACACCAUGAAUAAAUACGAAUUUAAAGCACAUACCCAGAAGCUCAGGUUACCCUUUAGAAUGUUAUAG